ACAUUUGAAUGAAAACCAUCUUAGAUCUGAGGGCAGUGCACAAUGGCCGGAGAUUCCAGAGUGCUCCCAAACAAGGACAUGGACAUCGCAGCAACUACAAGAGAGUCGAAGAAGUUACCCAAACAAGCACGGGACAACAUCUUAACAACAGACAGGACACGGCUCCUCACUGAGCCCAAGAAAAUCAAGCAAAGGUAUGUUGACAAGGACGGGAAGUGCAAUGUCCACCAUGGAAAUGUCCAGGAGACCUAUAGAUACUUCAGUGAUCUGUUUACCACGUUGGUGGACCUCAAGUGGCGAUUUAACCUCUUAAUCUUCACAUUGGUCUUCACUAUUACCUGGCUGUUUUUCGGAUUCAUCUGGUGGCUUAUAGCUUACAUCCGGGGAGACCUGGACCAUUUGGGAGAUCCAACAUGGACUCCUUGUGUGGAUAAUUUGAAUGGGUUUGUGUCUGCAUUUCUGUUUUCUAUCGAAACAGAAACAACUAUUGGCUAUGGCCACAGAGUUAUAACUGAGAAAUGCCCAGAGGGGAUUAUCCUGCUCUUGGUCCAGGCCAUCCUGGGAUCAAUUGUGAAUGCUUUGAUGGUUGGCUGUAUGUUUGUGAAGAUUUCCCAGCCAAAGAACCGAGCAGAGACCCUCAUGUUUUCAAACCGUGCAGUCAUAUCUCUCCGAGACGAUAAGAUGUGUCUCAUGUUCCGCGUUGGGGAUCUUCGUAACUCGCACAUUGUGGAGGCAUCCAUCCGGGCCAAGCUCAUCAAAUCCAGACAGACCAAAGAAGGAGAAUUCAUACCCCUCAACCAGACUGACAUCAACGUGGGCUUCGACACUGGGGACGAUCGCCUGUUUCUGGUGUCGCCACUGAUCAUUUCACACGAAAUUAAUGAGAAAAGCCCCUUUUGGGAGAUGAGCCGAAGUCAACUGGAAAAGGAAGACUUCGAGAUUGUUGUGAUCCUCGAAGGAAUGGUGGAGGCGACAGGAAUGACGUGUCAGGCCAGAAGCUCGUACUCUGACUCGGAGGUUCUUUGGGGACAUCGAUUCAACCCUGUGUUGACUUUGGAGAAGGAUUUUUAUGAAGUGGAUUACAACAGUUUCCACGAAACCUAUGAAACAAACACCCCAGACUGCAGUGCCAAGCAAAUGGCAGCGAUGCGGAAGGCAGGCCAGCUCCUAUCAGAGCUCUCGUUCCCACACCAUCCCAGUCAGGAUGAUCAGGUGCAGGAGGAGGAAAACCCUGAUGGAGAAGACCUAAUCAGUACAAACAACCCCGUUGCCAAGAAAGAGGAAUUGCUGCCUUUCUCUACAACCGAAGACUCUGAAUAUUGUCCAGGGUUUUCAGCUAAGUUUAUACAGGGACUGGAAGAAGCACAGAAACUCUAGUGAGCUGGGGAUUCCCCUGGAUGCCACUGUCCCAUGACUUGUUGACCAAACUAGUGAUUAAUAACAUAAGCAGAACAGGGUGCGAGGUGGAUGUGUGCACAUAUAUUUACAUAUGGAAGCUUAACAUUCUACCAAAUAUGUACAGAUUGAAUUAAUCAGAAUUAGGACCUGGACUAGCAUCAUUUGUACAUAAAGAAUAAAUGUCACCAUUUCACUCUGUACCUGCUGAUUUAUUACUGGAUACCCACUCUAUGUUUUACCUUUAGGGUUGGGGCUGUUCCAAGAUGGCGAGUAUCAAAUGGAAAUUGAAGAGCUGUCCAAAGCUGGGACUGGACACAGAUACAGUGCAAGUUCCUCUAGAGGGUCUGGUUUACUCUGUGCCAUUAGCAACAUCCCUACCAUUGAUACCAGAAUCUGCUCUUUACACUGAUUCUACUUAGAUUCUGAUGGUGGCACAACUUGCAUUGACAGGAUAUAAAGCAGGGAAGUGUCUCCUCCUCUUUCUCCUGGGGAGGUUGGGUGAGUGAGCUGUGAUCAAAUCUAUGGGUCACCACCUCUGCCUUCCCCUCCCACCUCAGCCACCUUACCGCUCCAGUUCUCGAGGCUGUUAAUUUUCUGAAUGAUUCAGAUUGUUGUUGACAUCGACUUGUGAUAGUAGACCCACAUGCACCUCUUAUUGAGUUCACCUCAUGGACAGUGCAUGAAGCACAUGUCAGGUUAAAGCACCUGAUGGCUAACUCACUGCAGCAUUUGAUUUAUCCACCAGGUUAGUCUUGGAGCCCCAAGUCCUUUUCAUUUGUUGCCCAGCCUGUUCAUUUGUUUUAGCAGCUCAGGACUCAGCCUUUGACCCUUCUGUACAGGAUACAGUGGCUGGGUUUGAGUGAUGCCAAUAUCCCUUGAAGUCUGAGCUUGAACCAGCUUUACCACAGCCUCAGUGGUUUACAUUUGAGUGGCUAUUGACACAUCCCAACCCUGCGUGUUCAGACACUGAAAGCUGCCAUCUUCUUGUGAUUACUUCCUGCUGGAAAAUGCUUGGUGAAAAGCAGAUGGCAUUUGUAAAUGUGUCCUGAGAUCUAACUUCCUCCCCUAUCCUUUAGCCUUGUCCUUAUAGACACAAUUAUUCACCUGUCAAAGAUGGCAACAGAACAAGUCUCUCUGUCCCAGUCUCUCUGUUCCCUUUCUCUAUCUCUUUGGCCAGUGUUUCUCAACGUCCCUACAUGAUGGUGAGGGGAAAUUACAGGAGGGUUAUUACACUGGAGGCCAUUCAGCCCAUUGUGUAUGUGCCUGCUUUCUCACCUAGUGUCACUUGACCACCUUCUGCCCAGAUAAUAAGCCAAUUUUCUCUUGAAUGCCUCACAUGAGUCUGCCUCUGCUCCACUUUCGGGCAGGACACUCAAGAUCCUAACCACUCACUGCAUAUUAACCUAGUUUCCUCAUGUCACCAUUACAUCUUUUGCCAAUCGUCUUGUUCUCAGUCAUUCGAUUAGUGGGACUAAUAUGUUCCUAUCUGCUGUGUCCAGACUCCUCUAUUUUAAACACCUCUUUCAAAUUUCCUCUCAACCUUCAUUUAUCCCCAAGGUGAACAGCCCCAAGUUCUCCAGGUUUAAGUCCCCCUUCCCUGAACUAUCUGAUGAAUCUUUUCUGCAGGCUUUCUGAUGCUUUCACGUCUUUCCUAAAGUGUCCAGCAUUGCACACAAUCCUCCAUUUGAGGCCAAUUUUUAUAUAGAUACCAGUUUCCAUUCUGAAGUUUCUCCCACUAACCCGUUCCAAGCUGUCCUAUUGGAAUACAAUAUAGGGAAACUCACUUUAUUUAUUGUUUCAUUCAGAAGGGAGGGAGGCUGGUGUGAUCUUACACACAAUAUAAAAGAUUCUGGUUUACUUUUCAGGACAUCAGAGCAUCCCAUGGUCAAUGAAAUCAUUUUUAAAAUCGGUAAAAAGACAGCUUGGUUCCUCAUUUCAGAACAGCAGGAGAUAAACCAAGGGGACCAAAAAAUAACAAAUACUGGGGAUGCUGAAGAUCUGAAAUAAAAGCAGAAAGUGCUAGAGAAACUCAGCAGGUCAGGAGCUGAGUCACAUUGGACUCAACA
This is a messenger RNA of Rhincodon typus (whale shark), 3464 nucleotides long. RefSeq names its product potassium inwardly rectifying channel subfamily J member 5 (gene kcnj5). Bases 43 to 1377 code for a protein of 444 amino acids. Gene Ontology annotation, cellular component: plasma membrane. NCBI's taxonomy places the organism in Eukaryota, Metazoa, Chordata, Chondrichthyes, Orectolobiformes, Rhincodontidae. The record is from RefSeq and is a predicted model, not a curated record. Gene Ontology annotation, biological process: potassium ion import across plasma membrane; regulation of monoatomic ion transmembrane transport. The transcript has 2 exons. Gene Ontology annotation, molecular function: G-protein activated inward rectifier potassium channel activity.